Aplysia californica (California sea hare) is the source of this 6169-nucleotide messenger RNA. RefSeq lists its product as uncharacterized. Gene Ontology annotation, molecular function: protein binding. Lineage: Eukaryota; Metazoa; Mollusca; Gastropoda; Aplysiida; Aplysiidae. Gene Ontology annotation, cellular component: postsynaptic density; postsynaptic membrane; adherens junction. The record is from RefSeq and is a predicted model, not a curated record. Gene Ontology annotation, biological process: neurotransmitter receptor transport, endosome to postsynaptic membrane; neurotransmitter receptor transport postsynaptic membrane to endosome.
UCUCUCUCUCUCUCUGGCUUUACCUUUUUGUCUCGCUUUCUCUGUGCUCAUGUGACCCUCCGACCAAUGCCAAGUUGCCUUUACUGUCAAGGGUGUAAUACAGAAGUGAAUAUAGUGAGAAAUACUCAGAAAACUAAUGACGUGUUCUUCUUUUCAGUUUCACUGUAAGCUAUUUUCUCUCCUAGUUAUUUCUCCUUUUCGACACACCUCAGCAACUUUUUAUAUUAUUAUGUUCUUUUUAUGUGUUUAUUUUCCUCUGUGUCAUUCAGCUGGGCAGCUUCAACGUUUAUUCUCAGGUUCAGCAAUCUCUCAACGUUCUUAUUUCUUUUUAGUCCAAACUGCCUUUCGGAUCAAAAGUGGUCUUGCUGUCAAUUGACCUAACAAAUCUGAGGAAUGUGAACGAUUUCUUCUCCCGAGCACUUUGGAUUACCACAAGUCGGAUAUUUUGUUUCCUUGAGGAGGAUUAUAACAUCAGUCAAGUCUGUGUGUUCGUUCAUCGAGGAGGCCAAGUGGAUAUUAAAACCUCAACAGUCGGUGCCCAGCCAUAACAUUGUGCCAAGUCAGAGGACACCGCGGACCUUUUCAGGAUAUUGUUUCUGAAUUACUUGGAACGUUGAGUUUCUGGCUCCCUCACCGUUGGACAUUUUGUAUGAUGGUCUAGGACAAAGGCGCACCCUGUGCAGAGCAUGGCGGGCAUCGUAAAGAAGUGCCCGUGCCUGCGUCCAAAGAUCGAGGAGGAGGUCCGUGUGUUGGACUACCGACACUCUAGCCUGCACGAUGUACCCAGCGAGGUGUUCAACGUGGAGAGGACUCUGGAGGAGCUCUACGCAGACUCCAACCAGAUCAGGGAUCUGCCCAGGAAUGGUCAAGCUGCGAAUUCUGGAGAUGAGAGAGAACCACUUGAAGACUUUACCCAGAUCUUUUAGCAGACUAGUCUCUCUCGAGAGGCUAGACAUCGGGAAUAACGAGUUCACAGAACUGUCUGACGUCAUUGGUGGACUGGUCAACCUCCUGGAGCUGUGGUGUGACCACAACCAGAUCACUAACAUCACACAUAGUAUCGGCCAACUGAAACAGCUCAUGUUCCUAGACGCCAGCCAGAACCAGCUGCAGGAACUGCCGGGGGAGAUCGAGGGCUGCGUCUGUCUGGCAGACCUUCACCUUACCAGCAACAACCUGCUCUCCUUGCCUGAUUCAGUCGGCAAUCUCAACAACUUGACUACUUUGAAAGCUGAUGACAAUCAACUGACGUCAUUACCCAAGACACUUGGAGGAUUGGCAGCAUUGUCAGAGCUCAACGUCAACACAAAUGACUUGCAAGACCUGCCCGCCAGUAUUGGACUGUUGAGAAACUUGAGGACAUUUUAUGCAGAUGAGAAUCUGCUUGAGUUUGUCCCGGCAGAGCUUGGCAGCUGCAGUGGCAUUACAGUAUUAUCUCUGCGAAGCAAUCGACUAACCUACAUCCCAGAUGAGCUGGGUCGAAUCCCUCGACUACGUGUUCUAAAUCUGAGCGACAACCUUCUUCGACAUCUGCCCUUCUCCAUUGUCAAACUGAAGGAGCUACAGGCCUUGUGGCUCACCGAGAACCAGACUCGUCCUCUCAUCCCUCUUCAAUCUGAGUAUGAAGCAGACACAGGAAGGAAAAUUCUCACAUGCUAUUUAUUACCUCAAGGAGAGAUGAAGGCCAAUGACGAGCGUGACCCAGCAGGGGACAACGAGAGUUUCCACGCCUCCAUGUGGGAUGAGGAAAGACUGCGCAGACAACAGAUCCACUUUGACUUUGCCGAUGACUCUGAUGAAGAGGGAACGCUAGUCCGAUGCCCGACACCUUACCCAAAAGAAAUGCGAGAGAAGGUGAGGCAUGCUCGCAAUCUGGCGAUGAGGCAAAUGGUUGGUGUGUCUGAUGGACAGGCUGAGGACAGCAUGGGAGAUAACCCUGACAGGGGAGAGAGAAAUUCACGGAGAGAUGAGAAGGAUGGGCAAUCAGGCUCUGGCUACAGUCGAGUCCCAAAUCAUCCGGAUGUCCGCAUGAGAGAAGCAAGAAUCACAAAGCCAACGUCUCCUACUUUCCAAGAGUCCCAUCGAUUGUACAGAUAUGACAAAGAAAAGAUCUUAAAAGACAAGGCUCGGAUGCAGCAUCGGUUGUCAAUCCCCGAUCUUGAGUCUGAUGUCAGCGCACUGUUGAAGGAGGAGCGGGGAAAGGAAAAGAAAAGGAAAUCUCCUGAGGGUGCCAUUUCUCGACGUUCAGGGUCGGUCCCAGACCUCAACAGAGGCUUAGCUGACGAUGAGACGGCCGAUGAUCCUGAGAUUGCCCCCACCUCUGUGCCAGCAUUUAUCCCUUUUGAGGACCUCUACUAUAACCAAAUAGUUUCUCGACGCAGAGGCCACAGAUCCCGCCGUAUGAGGGACUAUGACUCAGACACGGGGUAUCGCAGUGACAGAGAGAUUGUCCACUUUAAGAGAGAAGCAGGUGAUGAUUCUAGCAAGGGGGCUAACUCUGAUGUUAUGUCUGUGCGCUCGCAGCCACUUCCACAUAGUUAUCGUAACCACCGGCACAGAAGAAAAGAUGGCAGUGGUGUAGGUUACGCUAGUGAUUUGGAGUCAUACAGUGCCGGCGUGUUUGGCACUGCCAAUGAAGCAGCAGCAGCAUUUCUGCAGAAACGGCAGCAAGGUCCCCCACCCUCUCAAUCACAGCAGCAGCAACAGUGUCAGCUCAGUCAAAACUCUGCUCAAAGCAUGCCCUUUAACCUCAACAGAACAUCACCAUCACCGUACAAUACUCCUCGAGCAUCAAGAAAUUUCCGUCCCGAUUCACCAUCAAAAUCAGAACCACAUCAUCCCAAUUACAGCAGCAGACCCAACAGUGAUUACCAACUAAACUACAUGAGGGGACAUAACGUAAACUCUACUUUUGAUGCUAACAGUACUGUUUCAAAUGACGAGUUCUACAAAUCUCCACAUGGCAAUGAAUCUCUGUUAAAGGUUCAAUUCAGGAGCAGUGAUUCAAAUGAAAGACUGUCAGCUGAGGAAAAAGAUGUUCAGUCACUUGCAUCUGUUCAGACCAACAAUGGUUGGAGACCACAACAGGGGUCUCAACACCCAAACUCACAUGCUCAAAACCAGAUUGCUCCUGGUUCACCCUUCCACCAGCGGGCUCUGAACCUUGACCCUUCAUCACAAAACCGACAAGGUCAGAAUCUGAAACCUACGGUCGCUCCAAAGCCAACCCUUCAAAGUAUGGGUGGGAGCAAUCAGUCCUUGUCCGCACCUCCCCAGACCCCUUCCCCAUCCACGCCUGUGUUUCAAAAAGACAGUUUCCUGGACCAGAGCACACCAGUGACAAGCCAAGCACCUGUUUCUCUCAACUCUGCUGCAGUGAAUCCCAAUUUAACUCCGGGCAGAGAGCGACGGGCUAGCGGGCUGUAUACAGUAUUAGAAGAGCGUGGUGGUCCCCACAAACUCUUGCCUAGUCACAUGUCAGCUCGCACCAGCAUGCCUUCACCAUCACCCCCACCAUACCAGCCAGCCCCACCCUACAGAAAAUCAAUGGACCCUGGCGGAAGUGUAACACCCCGUAGCGAGCCCCUCUCAAGCAACUCUUCCUCUAGUCGAGUGGACUCCCCCCACACCACCCUCCCAGCGUCAGUUACGCAGCAAAUGGCAGCCAUGGCCAUCGCCGAACCCCAGCAGCAAUGCCUCCACACUCCCCCUCCUCCUGUGGGAUCUGUCCCAAACAUCAACCGCUCUCAGUCAUCCCCGUGUGGUUUCCAUGGCAGCAAUCCAUACUCUGACCUCCCAGCCACGCCUCGGGAGAAAUUGUCCUACUCAGACUAUGCUGACUUUGACCGAAGGAGCCGUGGACCCCAUCAUAGUAAUGAGUCGGUCCAUCUCGCAGCUGGUGGCAGCUUAGCGGGUUACCAUGACAACCAGACCAGCAGAUCAGGUAGCAGCUCAUCGCAGAUUGGUUCUGCGUCUCAGAUUGGUAUAGGUUACCACUCCCGGGGUGGUGCAACUGGGGGUGGAGGUGGCAUCAUGGUGAGAGACCGUUCAAACUCAUCGGAGUCCAGGACUAGUGAUUUCCACGCUCACUCUUCUUCACAAGAUUCACCUCGACCUGAAAGUGUCUAUGGGUCAACGCGACGAAAUUCUCAACAUGGAGGUCGUGUCACCUUUGACCCAGCCACGGGGGCUCAUGUUUCAUUUGAAAGUCCGAACUAUGAAGAUUUGACUAUGAUUACCAAUCAAGAACAAUCGUCUCAAGUUUCCAGUUCAACUGACAGUGGGUAUGGCCAUGGACAGCAUGUGUAUGAACGGAUUGGUGACUUAGUUAAUGCUAGGGGGGAGGGGUUUGCUUCCAGAGGUGGACCAGGCUCCCAUAGUUCAGGAGCUACAUCAACACCUCCCUCACAGAGACAGACGCCAGUACGACAUCACACUACAGGGAAUCCACCAUCUCGAGAGUCAACACCCAUCAAGGAUCAUGUGAUACCAGAUUCCACCACAUCUCAGGAUCACAGGGAUGAGUUCCGAGUCACCAUCAAGAAGAAUCCUGGUCUUGGUUUCUCAAUAGCUGGAGGCUCUGGUUCCCAUGGUAACCCAUACAGACCAAAUGAUAAGGGAAUCUUUGUCACUAAAGUGAUUCCAAAUGGUCCAGCUGCACAGACAUUACGGCCUGGAGACAAAUUGUUAGAGGCUAACAAGAUGGAUUUCCGGAACAUCGAGCACAACCAAGCUGUGGCCAUAUUGAAAAACAACAGCAGUGUCAGUCUUCUUGUGGAAAGAAUACAAAAGGUCAACAUGGUGUAAAGAAUUUUGAACUCAAAAAUAUCAAUAUAGGGCAGCUCGUUUCAUGUUUUGAUCAGUGAAAUCUCUGUGUUUUGUUUCCUCAGUAAAGAUAUUGGAUAAUUUUGUAAAUAUAAUUAUUGUUAUUAAUGUAUGUUUAAAUGAAACUGCUUUAUAAAUUGUUUUACAAUCAAUGUUCUUCCCAAAGUGACUCACUGUUGAUUUUAGAUCAUUCCUGUAGAACCGAUUAUAAUAGAUUUUUAUAUAUCCAAGUUCUGUAAUUUUGUCUGGCAAAAAAAUGGAUUACAAAUAUGUUGGGUUUUUCUCUGUUUUCAUUUUUAGCUACCUAACAUGCUAUGUUAGAUAACUCAGUUCUAAGAACAGAAGUGGAAAAAUGUUUUAGUUUACAUUUUCUCUUGUAACAAAUUGUCUGAAAUGCAUCUGUUUCAGAACAUUCUACAUGUGUUAAAUAAAGGUACCAUACAUUACUUUUUUAAUAAAUUGAGAAGCUGUAUAAUAUUAGGAGUAUUUAAAGUUGGGUUUUUACCAAAUUUUAAGCUACAGGCCCCAUCUCUUUCUAUUGACAAAUUUUAUCAACUUUUCCAUUUAACUUUCAUUUUCUGUGGUUAAAUUGCAUAAUUUUUUCAGUGUAAUUCCCAAAGUGGAGACCUCAGAACAAGGUGUGAGAGUUGCAGUUAUUUAGUGCGGUAAAUGAAUGCUGAUAUUGUACCUUAUUCCAAUUAAGGACUUAUAUUCUUAGCACUGUUACUGGAAGAAAAGAAUGGUGUAGAUUUAUUUCUUUACUAAAAAAAAGUCUAAUCUAAUUAAAUGUGCAUUUCUCUUUUACAAGAUAAAAUCUGUAAAUUCAUGAUGCCAAUCAGCUUUUUCAACCUUCGACAGAAUUGCUGAAUUUGUUUGGGUAUAGACAGAGGGGAUGCGCCUUACUGGAUUUUUCAAAGCAUCUUUUUGAUUACUUGAUAACCCGAUGCUCCUAAGAUGCCUGGUGCAAACGGAGUGGAAGCUCGGUCAUUAAAACUUUUCAGUAGAUCUAGAUCAAUUGACAAAGGUGUUUUUCAAUGGUUAAUGUUAUCAUGGUUGCAUAAACAGUGACGAGCCUGAUGUCGAUAUUAGGUGCAUAGAAUAAAUCAAAGACAAAAAGUGGGGAGAUCUAAUGGAUGAAAUACUAUGAAGCCAACUAUUUUACUCUCAGCAUUUAUUAUCGAAUUUCUGUUGCUGUAGAUUAAUCACCCUUGUCAUAAAGGCAUUUUCUUUUUUCAACUGCGUGAAUAAAUGCUUUCGUCCAUUUUUCUCGACGUUGUUAUAAAAAACGAGUUGUAAUAAACACGAUCUUACACUCUACACACACUAUAGUGAGGUCAGAAUUUCA